AUCUUUGAAUUUAUCGAACGGAGGGCAUCGUAACGAUAAAGAUCGUCGGAACAGAAUAUCUACGUCGUUUUUAAUAUAAGUUCUUGUAGAACAUUUAACAUAAUAUAAAACAAUGUCGGGCCUUCGUACCACGUUGUAUAAUAUCUUUUUAAAGCGAUCAUCUACGUACGCUCUUACUAUCAUAACCGGAACGUUUUUCUUCGAACGUACUUACGAUUUAAUCACUGAGAAAUUGUUUGAAUCAAUCAACAAAGGGAAAUUAUGGAAAGACAUCAAACACAAAUAUGAAGAGUAAAUGAGCGGACUAGAAAUUUUUAUACACUAGUUGUAUAUUGAAUAGAUAAUUGUUUUCUCUAUGAGAAUGUAAAUAAAAAACAAAUGGUACGUAA
This is a messenger RNA of Vespula vulgaris, 389 nucleotides long. RefSeq names its product cytochrome b-c1 complex subunit 9 (gene ox). Bases 113 to 295 code for a protein of 60 amino acids. Gene Ontology annotation, biological process: mitochondrial electron transport, ubiquinol to cytochrome c. The transcript is spliced from 2 exons. The record is from RefSeq and is a predicted model, not a curated record. NCBI's taxonomy places the organism in Eukaryota, Metazoa, Arthropoda, Insecta, Hymenoptera, Vespidae.